CAGUGGGCGUGGCAACCACUGAGACGCCUCCACUUUCUCCCAUCUUCCAACGCUCGUCAGUGUAAAUCCCCACAUAAUAAAUAUGAAUAAAUUAUUCCAACUGUAAUGAUGUAGGCCAUACGGUACAUUGGAGAGGCCGGUCUGGUCACCGAUGUAGGAACACGCUGACCCUGUCGCCCCCCCGCCUUGCGUCAAGAUGUCCCUGGCGCAGAGGGUCUUACUGACCUGGGUCUUCACCCUGGUCUUCCUCAUCAUGCUCGUACUCAAACUGGAUGGGAAGGUCCAGUGGAACUGGUUCCUCAUCUUCCUGCCCGUGUGGAUCUUUGACGGCAUCCUGCUCCUCAUGCUCACCAUCAAGAUGGCCGGCCGCUGCAAGCCGGGUUUCGACCCGCGGAACGGCUCGCCGGAUCUGCGUCUGCGCGCCUGGUACCUGGCGGCCAUGCUGCUCAAGCUGGCCUUCUGCCUGACGCUGUGCGCCAAGCUGGAGAAGCUGGCAGAGGUGAAGCUCACGUUGGUGUGCAUCCCGCUGUGGGCCAUGCUGCUGGGAGCGCUGGUGGAGCUGGGCCUUCAUAUCUUUCCCGAGAGGAGAGAGGCCUGACGGGGAUGAUGGAACAUAAACUUGGAUGAGAAAAAGUCUGAUUGUAAUUCCCGCAAGACUACUGUGAACAAUACACUGGAAUUAUUUUAUGUGUUGCCAAUAUGUUGAGUCCUGCUCCUUCCUGAUUUGCGACUUAGCUCAAUGAUUAUUUUAGUGUUCAAAGUCGAGUACUAUAUGAAGUAGCUCAAACCAGCAAAAUGUGACAUGCUGGUUUGAAAUGACCCUGAAUUUAAUGAACAGCGGAUGCUACAUUACGUCUCCAAAUUGCAUUAUUUUGCACAGUGCCGAUGUUUUCUGAUUAUAAGGAGUCUCAUGGGAAUAAAUGAUUCUGCACUGAAAA
Hippocampus zosterae (dwarf seahorse) is the source of this 938-nucleotide messenger RNA. Its product is annotated as transmembrane protein 60-like. The record is from RefSeq and is a predicted model, not a curated record. NCBI's taxonomy places the organism in Eukaryota, Metazoa, Chordata, Actinopteri, Syngnathiformes, Syngnathidae. The coding region runs from base 197 to 598 and encodes 133 amino acids. The transcript has 3 exons.